Durio zibethinus is the source of this 3220-nucleotide messenger RNA. Its product is annotated as vacuolar sorting protein 3-like. Gene Ontology annotation, molecular function: protein binding. Lineage: Eukaryota; Viridiplantae; Streptophyta; Magnoliopsida; Malvales; Malvaceae. Gene Ontology annotation, biological process: autophagy; intracellular protein transport; endosomal vesicle fusion. Gene Ontology annotation, cellular component: cytoplasm; membrane. The record is from RefSeq and is a predicted model, not a curated record.
UGAAUUGAAUUCGAGUUAAAUAUAAAAUCAAAUUAGAUUCAUAGCUAGCAAAAACUUACUUGGACCCGAUCUAUUGCUAACCUAAUUCUAACAAAAUUGCCUUCGGUUAUCAUUUACGGGUAGGUGGUCUGAAGACAUUUUCCUUUUCUAAACUUUUCCAACGCAAUUUCAAUGGCGAUCCCUUCCGAUAUCGCCUAACUCUACCUCCCUUCCUUCACAUGGCCAAGCCCAAGUUUCGCACCGCCGUCGAGCCCUUGGCUCACUUCGACCUCCCAACUCACCACCUUUCCAUCUGCUCUGUCUCUCUUUCCCAAUCCACUGUCUACCUUGGCACCCAAAACGGCUCCCUCCUUUUACUCUCCCUAAACCCUAACCCUAAUCAUAACCCAAUCGCAAGCCCACCUUCAAUUGAAUCCGUUUCUUUCUCUUCCCUUUCCCGAAACGUUUCCCUCCUACGCACUGUUUCCCUUUCUGACUCUCCCGUGGAAUCAAUAUCCGUUCUCGCCGAGAUCGGUGUCGUUUUAGUAUUAUCUGAUGGGUUCUUGCUUUUAACGGAUUCGCUCUUGAUUCAACCAGUCAAAAAAUUAAAUGGUUUAAAAGGAGUCACAGUAAUUGCUCGGAGAUUCCGAGGAACCCAUUCUACAAGCGCCGACUUAGUCGAUAGUUCAUCGAAUUCGUCAAAAGGGCAACGAAUUUUGGAUAAAUUUGGAGGAGUUAGGGCAAAUGGAGUGAAAACAAGGGAGUUAGAGCAGAACCGAGGACGUAAUUACGUUUUUGCCCUUGUUAUUGGUAAGAAACUGAUGUUAGUAGAGCUUAUUUUAGACGGUACUUUUUUAAAUGAUUCGUUUGUGAUCCUAAGAGAAAUGCAAUGUUUUGAUGGAGUGAAGUCUAUGGUCUGGCUUGAUGAUUCAAUAAUUGUCGGUAAUAUUAAUGGGUAUAGUUUAUUUUCGUGUGUUACCGGGCAAAGUGGCGUGAUUUUUUCAUUACCCGAUUUAUCUAGGCCACCGUUGUUGAAGCUUUUGUGGAGAGAGUGGAAGGUUUUGUUGUUAGUGGACAAUGUAGGGGUGAUUGUUGAUGCACAUGGGCAGCCAGUUGGUGGGAGUUUGGUGUUUCGUAGGGGUGGUCCAGAUUCAGUUGGGGAGUUGUCCUCCUUUGCAGUGGUUGUGAGGGAUGGGAAGAUGGAGCUGUAUCAUAAGAAAUCAGGUAAUUGCAUUCAAACAGUUACUUUUGGUGUUGAAGGAACCGGCCAGUGUAUUGUUGCGGAUGAGGAAAAUAGGAGUGGGGAAGUUGUUGCUGUUGCUACUCCCACAAAGGUCAUUUGCUAUCGAAAAGUGCCUUCAGAAGAACAAAUAAAAGAUUUGUUGAGAAAAAAGAAUUUCAAGGAAGCCAUCUCCUUGGUGGAGGAACUUGCAUGUGAAGGUGAAAUGUCUAAGGAAAUGCUUUCCUUGUUUCCUGCCCAAGUGGGUUUCCUUUUGCUCUUUGACUUGCACUUUGAGGAAGCAGUGGAUCAAUUUUUGCAAUCAGAAACAAUGCAGCCUUCUGAAGUAUUUCCAUUUAUAAUGCGAGACCCAAAUCGCUGGUCACUCCUGGUUCCUCGAAACCGGUAUUGGGGUUUACAUCCUCCUCCUGUACCCCUCGAAGAUGUUGUGGAUGAUGGGUUGUUGGCUAUUCAAAGGGCAAUUUUCCUCAGAAAAGCAGGUGUAGAAACUGUGGUUGAUGAACAUUUUUUAUCUAAUCCACCGACCAGGUCUGAAUUGCUGGAGUCUGCAAUUAAGAACAUUAUCAGGUAUCUAGAGGUUUCUCAUCAGAAAGAUUUGACUUUGUCAGUGAAGGAGGGGGUUGAUACACUUUUAAUGUACCUAUAUAGAGCCCUAAAUUAUGUUGAUGAUAUGGAGAAGCUGGCAUCUUCUGAAAAUUGUUGUAUUGUGGAAGAGUUAGAAACUUUAUUGGAUGGCUCUGGGCAUUUGCGGACACUUGCCUUCCUAUAUGCUAGUAAAGGGAUGAGCUCAAAGGCUCUUGCUAUUUGGCACAUCUUGGCAAGAAAUUAUUCCUCUGGUCUCUGGAAAGACCCUGCUGUGGAAAAUGGUGUACAUGAUGGCAGUGCGUGUGUAACAUCUGGCAGGGAGACUGCUGUGACUGAGGCAUCAAAGAUUCUGGAGGAUUCAUCUGAUCAGGGGUUGAUUUUGCAGCAUCUUUCAUGGAUUGCAGACAUAAACCCAGUACUUGCAGUUCAAGUUUUGACAUCAGAAAAAAGAACAAAUCAGCUUUCACCUGAUGAUGUGAUUGCAGCAAUUGAUCCAAAAAAGGUUGAGAUUCUCCAAAGGUAUCUCCAGUGGUUAAUUGAGGAUCAAGAUUCUGAUGACGCUCGGUUCCAUACAUUCUAUGCUCUUUCUCUUGCCAAGUCAGCUAUUGAAACCUUUGAUUCAGAAAGCACCCAGAGCCCUGAUGCUGGAAGGCAAGAGCAAGUGAAAAGCACUGAUAUCCGGAAUGAUUCGAUAUUUCGAAGUCCUGUGCGGGAGCGACUGCAGAUAUUUUUACAGUCUUCAGAUUUGUAUGAUCCAGAAGAGGUCCUUUAUUUGAUGGAAAGAUCAGAGUUAUGGUUUGAAAAGGUUAUUUUAUACAGAAAAUUGGGACAAGAGUCAUUGGUGCUCCAAAUCUUGGCGCUGAAACUGGAGGAUAGCGAAGCGGCAGAACAGUAUUGUGCUGAGAUUGGCCAACCAGAUGCUUACAUGCAGUUACUUGAUAUGUAUUUGGAUCCACGAGAUGGUAAAGAGCCUAUGUUUAAGGCUGCUGUUCGCCUUCUCCAUAAUCAUGGAGAGUCACUGGACCCUUUGCAAGUGUUAGAGACACUGUCCCCUGACAUGCCUCUUCAGCUUGCAUCGGAUACAAUAUUGAGAAUGUUGAGGGCUCGGCUUCAUCAUCACCGUCAAGGACAAAUUGUGCAGUAUCUAUCCCGUGCUGUACACAUAGAUGCAAAGCUUGCAAGAUUGGAAGAGAGAUCGCGGCUUGCGCAGAUUAAUGAUGAGAGCCUUUGUGAUUCUUGUCAUGCCCGCCUUGGAACCAAGCUUUUUGCCAUGUAUCCAGAUGAUACGGUUGUUUGUUACAAGUGUUUCCGUCGUCAAGGUGAGACAACUUCCAUCACCGGCCGUGAUUUUAAGCAAGAUGUCGUGUUCAAACCUGGUUGGCUGGUUAGCCGCUAAGCCACAGGAAGAUAUUGUUU